Molecule: messenger RNA, 1332 nt
Organism: Diuraphis noxia (Russian wheat aphid)
Lineage: Eukaryota; Metazoa; Arthropoda; Insecta; Hemiptera; Aphididae
Gene: Hibch
Product: 3-hydroxyisobutyryl-CoA hydrolase
Biological process (GO): L-valine catabolic process
Cellular component (GO): mitochondrion
Molecular function (GO): 3-hydroxyisobutyryl-CoA hydrolase activity
Source: RefSeq, a predicted model, not a curated record
UCUGGUAAAAAAUGUUAUUAAUAUAGGACAUAGGUAGUCCUAAAUGUAUUAUUUAUUAUAUAAGUAAUAAGUGUUGUGCUGAUAAUACUUGUGAGCCAUAUUUAAGAGAAUAUUAUUAUAUCAACUAAGUGAUAGUCAAUAAGCAUAGAUGCUUUGUUCGACUCGCCUCAGGUUUUCGACGCGUUUGUUGGCGUAUAGACGAAAUCUKUCGACUGCCUGUAUGGACGACGUGCUGUUCGAGGUCAAAAACGACGUGGGCAUCAUUACGUUGAACAGACCGAAAGCGCUGAAUUCCCUCAACACGUCGAUGGUCCUCAAGAUCAAACCGAAACUGAAAGAGUACGAAUCACUGGUAAGGAUGGUGAUCAUGCAGGGUGCCGGCGGCAAGGCGUUUUGUGCCGGUGGCGACGUAAAAUCCAUCACGGAGAACGGCGUAGGCGCCAAGUCAUUCGAAAUCGGCACAAACUUCUUCCAUAAUGAAUACUCGAUGGACAGCAUGAUCGGAAAAUACAAGGUCCCGUACGUAUCGCUGAUCGACGGCAUUACGAUGGGCGGCGGCGUUGGCAUAUCCGUGCACGGCAAGUACAGGGUGGCUACCGAGAAGACACUGUUCGCCAUGCCGGAGACCGCCAUCGGGCUGUUCUGCGACGUGGGUGGCAGUCACGUUCUGUCCAGGAUGGACAAGCACCUGGGCGUCUUGUUGGGCUUGACUGGGUGCAGGCUGAAGGGCAGCGAUGUGGUCAAGGCUGGCAUCGCCACGCAUUACGUACACAGUUCAAAGAUCGACGGUCUCCGGGCCAAGCUGAUCGAGGACGUCCGAGACCCGGGUAUCGUACUCGCGGAGAACACGGACGAUAUGGAUGGCGUGGAGUUCAGCAUGGCACCGUUAAUGGAGAAAAUUGAUUCGAUAUUUUCCCACGAGCGAGUCGAAGAUAUUGUCGAAGCGCUGAGAACAGAUGGUUCGGAGUGGGCGCAAGGGGUUCUUAAAUCGCUCAGCGAGGUCAGCCCGACGGGACUGAAAAUCACUCGAAAAGAAAUUUCAAAAGGAAAAAAUCUCAGUUUAGACGAAUGUAUUAAAAUGGAACACCGAUUGGCGGUACGGUGCAUAGAAGCCAAGUAUUCUACCGACUUUUACGAAGGGGUUCGAGCACUGUUGAUUGACAAAGAUAAAAAUCCAAAAUGGUGUCCAGCUUCAUUGGAAGAAGUGAAAGAUGAAAUUAUUGACAAAUAUUUUGAGCCAUUAUCAAAUGAUCAAGAGUUGCAAUUAUCAUAAAUAAAUAUUAAAUUAUAGUAUUUUUUUAUUAUAAUUUGUUGACAUAAUUGUUAUUUUUU